AUGAGUGGAGACAACAAAUGGACUUUAAACAAAGAUCAUAUUAGACUAGCUCUUAGAAAAGUGGGUGUUGAAGCUGAACAAGAUACAAUAACACUGCUCCACUCAUCAAUCACAGAACCACAAGAAUUUAAAUUUGAAAUUUCUGUUAUGGGAUUGGAUCCAAUAACAGUUGAUGGUCAUAUUUACUUAGUAUAUAAAAAUGCAGCCAAAAAUAUGGCUGCCUUGGACCUCCCACCUGUCUGGAAGACCACAGUAAAGAAGCCCAAAGACAGUGAUCAAUUGGAAGCGGAAGGUAGUGAAAGACUAGCUAGUGACACAUUAGACAGUGACUCCUCGUCAGAUGAUGAGGCAAGUCCUAAAUUAUCAAAGGAUGUUGACUAUUCAAAGAAAUUAUUCACAGAAGAUGAAAGUCCAGAAGAUCCUGAUAAAAAGUGAUCCAGUGUGUUUUAGUUUUCCCAAUAGUAAAAGUCAUAUAUACAAUUAUUAAAACC
Molecule: messenger RNA, 491 nt
Organism: Lottia gigantea (owl limpet)
Lineage: Eukaryota; Metazoa; Mollusca; Gastropoda; Lottiidae
Exons: 3
Coding region: 1-435 (144 amino acids)
Source: RefSeq, a predicted model, not a curated record